Oikopleura dioica is the source of this 522-nucleotide messenger RNA. NCBI's taxonomy places the organism in Eukaryota, Metazoa, Chordata, Appendicularia, Copelata, Oikopleuridae. The record is from the annotation of a GenBank genome assembly.
AUGGUUUUUUCAUUCGGCGUUCCCGAGAAAGUUACUUUUGACAAGGCGCGUUGUGGCGACCUGCUGCAGACGGAUGCCUACAUCAAUGGAAAAUUUGUAAAGACCGGCGCAACAUUUUCCGUCACAAACCCGGCUAAUGGGGAAAAACUUACGGAAGUAGCAAGUUGUGACGCGAAUCAUACUGCAGCUGCGAUUGAUGCUGCUGAAGCAGCCUUCAAGACGUGGAGAAAAAUGACACCGAAAGCCCGUGGAGCACUGGUUGCAAAAUGGGGGGAGUUGAUCACGUCAAAUGCUGAUAAAAUUGGGGCAAUUAUAACUUUCGAAAAUGGCAAGCCGCUUGGAGAGGGGAAAGGCGAAGCAAAUUACUCAGCGUCUUUCUGCGAGUGGGCUGCUGCUGAAGGACGUCGCGUGCAUGGCGAAACAAUGUCAAGAAAGCGGUCUCUUCUGCCUCAAGUGUCUUAUUUAUUCAUCCACUUGACGAGACAUUCUGAUUUACCGGCCUUCAAGACCAAAGAGACUUGA